AUGCAGUACUUUGCCAAGCUGCGGAAGAAACAUCGAUCCAAGCGGACCGAUGGACCAUCAUCGACCAACCUGGAAUCGGAGACUCCUCCCACUUCAUUAACGACACCCACGCCGGUAUCCGCACUCUCAGAAUUCCCCGUCAAUGAAAUGCCCACGACCACAAUUGCACCGGUCUCUAUCAGUCUUCAGGAUGUGCGAAAGCAAAUCUGGAACGAUGCUUACGACGAAGCUAAAAAAGAUGAACCGAAAAUAUUCGAACAAUACGAGCAGAUUCUAUCUGUCCACCUGCGAGAGACUAGCAAUCGAACUUCCGAUGCUGAAAACGGAACGAAUGCCAUCAAACAGGACACGCUGGGUCGGCAGUUGCAGAUGACGAAGCUCGUCGAAAUGGGUCUAGAGAAAACAGAGAAGAGCGCAAUGGCAAAAGGAAAGAUCAAGGAAGGAAUGCAGCCUGUCCUUAACAUCAAAGAGUUCGUCGCCACUGCUGUCAAAUCUGAGCCAACUGCUGCUAUCGCCUGGGUGGGCGUUAUGACCUGCAUGGAUAUCAUAACCAAUCCCGUCACUGAGCCGGGCGUCAAUCGUGACGGUGUCAAGUUUGUACUCGAACGAAGCCGGUGGCAUUGGGAGUUGACGCAACUUCUACUCGAUAUCCGCAAGACUGACACGUCUCUGACCGAGCUGCAAACGCAACUGAAAGCGCAUAUUGCUCGUCUCUACAAGAAGCUCCUGCUUUAUCAAAUCCAGAGCGUUGUCUUGUACAACAGAAGACUGGUGGGCGUCCUCAUUAGAGACGUUUUCAAAGUUGACGAUUGGCAACAAAAGAUUGAUGCGAUUCUGGGUGUUGAAGAAGCUUUGCGCAAAGAUGUGGAACAGCAUAACUCUGAAGAGCUGAAAGGACGGCUUCGAGAUAUUGACAGCACCCUGAAGGACCUGCGACUGGACAUCAAAGCAGUGGAAACUGCGGUUGAACAGCAGACCCGGGUCUUACACAAGCUUCACCACGACGACAAGGACAAGGAAUGCUUGGCACGUUUAUGUGUUAUCAAUCCAGAAACCCAUAAGGCAAAAAUUCAGCGGACAGGAGGCGGACUACUGAAAGAUUCGUACGAAUGGAUUCUCGACCAUGAAGACUUCCAGAGGUUCCGUUCUAACCCAGAGAGUCGCCUACUCUGGAUCAGAGGUGAUCCAGGCAAGGGAAAGACAAUGCUUCUCUGUGGUAUUAUUGACGAGCUGAAGAACGAGUCGUCACGUCCGUUGACGUAUGCCUUCUGCCAGGCAACUCAUGGUGAUUUCAGGAGUGCGACCUCGGUACUCCGCAGUCUGAUAUGGCUUCUCUGCAAGGAUCACCCAGAGCUAGUCUCGCAUGUUCGAGAGAGAUACGAUGUUGAGGGCGAGACCCCACUCAAAGACAUCACUGCCUUACAAAGCAUACUCGGACAAAUGCUUGGAGAGACCUAUUUGAGAGAUGCUGUCUUACUGGUCGAUGCUCUAGAUGAGUAUUUGGCGGAUCGAACAGAGCUCAUCGACAUUAUAAGCGACUUCUCAGGCUCCUUUCCAGCCAAGUGGAUUGUCUCGAGCAGAAACUGGCCUGAUAUCAACGGACAACUACAACAUGCUCAGAAAGACAUCUUGUCUCUCGAGUUGAAUAAUGAUGCCAUAUCCCAAGCUGUCAGUGUGUUCGUUGAACACAAGGCCAAAGAACUGGCAUUACGCAAAAGGUACAGCCCAACGAUGCAAGAAGCUGUUCUCAAAACGCUUCUCCAGAAAGCCAGGGACACCUUUAUCUGGGUAGCAUUGGUAUGCGCAGAGCUUGACCGUGUCCCAGAACGACAUACUAUGGCGCAUUUGAAAUCGAUCCCUGGAGAUCUCACGAGACUAUAUGACCGUAUGCUGGAUCAUGCAGUUGUUUCUCGCGAUGCAGAUUCCUGUCAGAAUAUUCUCCGCGUUGCUUGCAUAACGUUCCGGCCACUCACCCUCAGUGAACUUCAAGUUCUCGUUGAGGAGCUGGGUGAUCACAGCCACGAUGUACUGCGAGAGAUAGUGGGAGAAUGCGGUUCAUUUCUUACUAUACAAGAGGAUACGGUCUAUUUUAUUCAUCAGUCGGCCAAAGAUUUCCUGAUUCAGCAAGGGAAGGACAGACUCUCCCACCUCAGCAGUCGGGACCUGCAUCACCAAUUGUUCGUCCGAUCACUGAGCAUUUUGAUGGGGCUAAAGCGAAAUCCUUAUAAUUUGGACUCCCCUGGGGUUUUGGCCAGCGAUAUUGUACGGCCUGAGUCUGACCCAUUGGCCUCGCUCGAAUAUUCGUGCGUCUAUUGGAUUGAUCAUUGCAACGAGCUCGGUGACGCGAGGGCAUUAUCAGACGAUAAGCGGAUUGAGGUAUUCGCCAGAAAGUCCUUCUUACACUGGCUAGAGGCUCUCAGCAUAUUCCAAGAAGUACCAGAGGCUGUCAAAGGUAUACAGACACUCGCUAAAAUCAUGGGCGACACAGCAAACCAUGACCCGAAGAAAAUUGUUGACGACAUGAGACGGUUCGUGCUUUUGCACAUAGACACCAUCAGGAUCGCCCCUCUCCAGAUCUAUAACUCGGCGCUUGUCUUCUGCCCUUUCGGCAGUACGAUCAGAGGGAUGUUCGAACAUGAAGAACCGGACUGGAUCAGGCCGAAGCCGAACAUCCCAAGCAACUGGGAAACCUACAUUCAGACAAUUGAAUUAGAUUUUGCGGAUGGUGGCAUUGUAAAUAUGCAGUUCUCCGAGGGAAAUUUGCUCCUUUUGACGGAGUGGAGUCAUAUCAUCAUUUGGGACUGA
Messenger RNA from Colletotrichum siamense, 2805 nucleotides. Its product is annotated as Vegetative incompatibility protein HET-E-1. Lineage: Eukaryota; Fungi; Ascomycota; Sordariomycetes; Glomerellales; Glomerellaceae. The transcript is spliced from 4 exons. Bases 1 to 2805 code for a protein of 934 amino acids. The record is from RefSeq and is a predicted model, not a curated record.